GUCCGUGGCUGUAGAGGUCGAGUUGAUUUAUAUGACGUAAUUGAACUCUAGCAAUCGGGCAGGGCCGAAUCCGGAGGUGGGUACACGAUUUGUUACAGUGUUGGAAAAGGAGAUAUCACCACAUACUACAAUGUCCACGUGCAAAGCGGUCGUGAUGGCGGUGAUUAUUGCGCUGUGCACGGGUAUCUUGAUGGGCCAGUGUCCAGCGAAGUGUACUUGUUCCGGAACUGCCGUAUAUUGCAUUGCACAACAACUGUCGACCAUACCACUUCCCCUACCGUUCGCUACCAGCUUGAAUUUAGGUAACAACAUGAUCGCAUCACUUCCUGAAGAUGCAUUUUAUGGAUGGUGGAAUCUAGGGGAACUAAGCCUGAUGAUCAACCGAUUACGCAACAUUUCCCGGGCUGCAUUCAGGGGCUUGGCAAAACUACGCAUUCUGAAUAUAUUUUCCAACGCACUCCAAUCCAUUGACGUCGGUGCAUUUGAAGGACUGUUGGAUCUGAAAGAACUGGGUUUAACACAAAACAUGAUCGCAUCCCUUCCCGACGAUGGUUUUAAGGAACUGCCUAACCUAGAGGGACUGUACAUGUCGGGCAACCGAUUACGCAACCUUUCCCGGGCGAUGUUCAGGGGUUUGUCAAAAUUACGCUGGCUAGACUUAUCCGUCAACGCCCUCGAAUCCUUGGACGACGGUGUAUUUGAAGGAAUGCCGUAUCUGGAACACUUGUACCUUCAUAACAACCGGAUACGCAAUAUUCAUCGGGCUGCGUUCAGACACUUGACUAAUCUUUAUCUAGCUAACAAUCCGCUCAUCUGCGACUGCCAGCUGCAAUGGCUCAUUGAGACAGUACAGGACAGCCAGUCCAAUCUCAGAGUAAACGGUGCCGAGUGUAGUGAGCCCGCACACCUUAAGGGACGUAACAUGGUGCACGUCACCCAAGCAGAUCUCAACUGCGACACGCAGGCAAACGAUACCAACGAAUGCGUAACUGUGCCUUGUAAGAACGGCGCCAAGUGCACUAAUCUUCAGAACACGUACUCGUGCACAUGUUCACCUGGCUGGCAAGGACACAGCUGUGAUCAGGAUAUCAACGAAUGCGUGCCCGCCCCGUGUAAGAACGGUGCCACGUGCACUAAUCUUCAAAACGCCUACUCAUGCACUUGUUCACCUGGCUGGCAAGGCUUCAACUGUGAUCAGGACAUCAACGAAUGCGCGCCCGCCCCGUGUAAGAACGACGGCACGUGCGCUAACCUUCAAAACGCGUACUCAUGCACAUGUUCACCGGGCUGGCAAGGCAAUAACUGUGAUCAGGAUAUCAACGAAUGCGCGCCCGCCCCGUGUAAGAACGGUGCCACGUGCAGUAACCUUCAGAAUGCGUACUCGUGCACGUGUGUUCCUGGCUGGCAGGGAAAUAACUGUGACAAGGAUAUCAACGAAUGCGCGACAGACCCGUGUAAAAACGGCACAACGUGCAUCAACCUUCAGAAUGCGUACUUAUGCACGUGUGUACAAGGCUGGCAGGGAAAUACCUGUGACAAGGCAUGUCCUACCAUGAAGUUUGGCAUAAACUGUGCAUUUGACUGUGGAAACUGCCUCCACAACCUGUGUGACCAUGAGACUGGACUGUGUACCAGCGGCUGUAAGCCAGGCUUCUUAAGCACCUACUGUAGAACAGGAGGAGCAGUUUCAAAUCUGAUCACAUACUCAACAGACAAGACCAUUACUGUCUGGUGGAACCGACCAGAUGAACCCAGUGUUGACAUUGUGGCCUACAAAUUGAUGAUAUACAAUACAUUCAUGUGUGAAAUUGUGCUGAAUGUUACAGAGAGUUAUAUAGCAAAGCCAAUGUGCUCGACAGAUAGAACCUCUAAUCAAUACCCAAAUUCGUUGCCCCUGGCGUUAAACCAGAAGCAAAUGAAUGUAACAAUUUCCGGACUGAAACCAGAUACCAACUAUAUACUAUAUGUCAUGGCAUACACAGAGGAAGGCAUUGGGGAAAUCGAGAACAUCACUCUAAAAACACAGAUAGCAUUGCCUGUCCCAGUGGAAAAGCCUGCAGGAUUAAAUCUGUGGUUUAUAGCUCUUAUUGUUGGUAUUCUGGUGUUAAUUGUCGUGGUCCUUAUCAUGUGCUAUAAGUACCGGAACAGAGGUGGAACCUCCCCAUUGCACACAAAUAAGAAGAAGGCAGGCAACAACCCAGAACAGGCAUUGAACGAUACUGUUUUCCAGGAUUUGGGCAGAGUUGAUGACUUUAAUGACGCUUCCAGUGAUGUGGAGACCGGUUUGAAUGCAGAGACGCGGCCUUUGAGUUGUGGCAGUGGGGAUGCAGACUGUGGAAAAGGCAGUGAAUUCGUGGAGGACGGGUCGGAUAAUAUUGAUCCGCGGCGUUUUAGUCGUGGCAGUGAGGAUGCAGACUGUGGGAAAGGAAGUGAAUUCGUGGAGGAAGAAUAGAAUAAUAUUGUGCGGCCUUCGAGUUGUGGCAGGGAGGAUGCAGACUUUGGAAAAGGGAGUGAAGUCAUGGAGGACGGGUCGUUCAUCGGAUAAUACUGAGAUAUGAAGGGUUAUCAAAGAUCGAAAGACGCAAUUGCAUAGGAUGCACUGAUUUAAUCUAUUGUAAUAACUUAUUGUUUAUAUGUUUCUUUCUUUCUGUGAACUGGCACUAUGAGAGUUAUGAAAUGUUUAACAUCCUGAUAGGAGAAAUGAUGGCUUGACUAUACCUCGUUGGUAAAUAUUUUCCGUCUUCACAAUGGCAGUAAUCAAAUUUGUCAACAUCGUAAAACACGGUGAAUCGAAUGAGCAUGAUAAAGAACUUUCAUCUACAAUUAGUUGCUUUUUGGAAUACUCAAUUAUCAGGUUUUGUGGUGAGUUGAUUGGUAUCAUUAAAUUAUAUACGACAUCUUUAAAGAUAUGUGCAUGUUUUAAUUGCCAUUUCUUUUUAAACUUACAGAAUCUAAUUUUAAAUAAAGCAAAU
Messenger RNA from Dreissena polymorpha, 2972 nucleotides. Its product is annotated as slit homolog 2 protein-like. The coding region runs from base 131 to 2452 and encodes 773 amino acids. The transcript is spliced from 25 exons. The record is from RefSeq and is a predicted model, not a curated record. Gene Ontology annotation, biological process: axon guidance. Gene Ontology annotation, molecular function: protein binding; calcium ion binding. Lineage: Eukaryota; Metazoa; Mollusca; Bivalvia; Myida; Dreissenidae.